Molecule: messenger RNA, 2646 nt
Organism: Sceloporus undulatus (fence lizard)
Lineage: Eukaryota; Metazoa; Chordata; Lepidosauria; Squamata; Phrynosomatidae
Gene: GBGT1
Product: globoside alpha-1,3-N-acetylgalactosaminyltransferase 1 (FORS blood group)
Exons: 7
Coding region: 647-1750 (367 amino acids)
Biological process (GO): carbohydrate metabolic process
Cellular component (GO): membrane; Golgi apparatus; vesicle
Molecular function (GO): globoside alpha-N-acetylgalactosaminyltransferase activity
Source: RefSeq, a predicted model, not a curated record
AGAGCCUCCAAGGCAGCAGCCAGGCAUCCUUCCUUCCUGCCCCAGAGAGAGUGACCCAAGAUCCCCGGAACUGGGGGCCCCGGACCCCGAGGCUCCUGCAGCGGGGCAGCAGGGCGCCCUGGUCAGUCAGAAGGGGCCACUCUUGGUGGGGAGGGAGGAAGAGCCCCUGAAAGCCCUGGAUCCCGGGGGAUGCCUCUCCUCUGGGCAGCCGCCUCUCCUUCGCAGGCUUUUAGCAUCCUUCUGCCAGAAGAAAGGAGAAGCCGAGAUGCCCUUUCCUGGGCGACAGACCCCUUCCUUCCUUCCUUCCUUCCUUCCUUUUCCCCGGAGGAAGGGAGGAGGCAAGGAAGGAGCCCCACACCCCGCCGCCGCCCUUCUUGCCCAAGAGCGAAAGCGAAAGCCGGCGCCGGGAGCCUGGCGGGCAGAAGGUCGGUCGGAGCCAGGGAGGCGGUAAGAGCAGGCUCCCAGAGUCCAGACUGGCCCCUGGCCAGGGCUCCUCUGCCUUCCUCGGAGACCUCCUUUGCCAGCCUCUGGCCAACCUCCGAAGAGGAAGACUUGGCCAAACCUGGAGGCAGCAACCCAGGCAGCAAAGCCAGCUCCAGGCUUCUUCAACAUCUGGGUUGGCAAAUCUGGGGUGGCUUGCUCUGGCAUGACAAAGAGGGCAGAAGGGCUUCUAAAGAAAGCACAGGCCGGAACCAGGAAAAUGUUGGGCAGAGAGGCCAUGCUGGGUCUAAAACUGUUGCGGCUUCUUCCCCUGGGACUUUGCUUCAUCGCUGUGCCUGUACUUGUCUGGUUUUUGAGCCCUGUCUACUACCUUCCAUUUUACCUUCCCUGCCCAGAGAUCUUUGCUAUGAAACUGCAGUACCGAGGGGAGAAAAUGUCUGGGCUUUUUCCACGAUUCUAUUAUCUUCAACCAAAUGCUGUUCAACAGACACGCAGUGAUGUACUCACAGUGACCCCCUGGCUGGCCCCCAUUGUAUGGGAGGGGACAUUCAACUCGGACAUGUUGGACGCCAUGUACAAACCCUUGAACCUCACCAUUGGAGUGACAGUCUUCGCUGUUGGAAAAUACACACAAUUUGCUGGCCGUUUCUUGGAGACAGCAGAACAGUACUUCAUGAGGGGCUACCGUGUGAACUAUUACAUCUUCACUGACAAGCCUGCGGACAUCCCCACCACCCGCCUGGCAGCCGGACGAAGCCUCAACCUCCUCCCGAUCAAAAAACACACGCACUGGGAAGAAAUCUCCAUGAGGCGGAUGGAGACCAUCAACCGGCACAUUGCGGGGAGGGCCCACCGAGAAGUAGACUACCUCUUUUGCCUGGACAUUGACAUGGUCUUCAAGCACCCCUGGGGUGCCGAGACCUUUGGGGAGACAGUUGCAGCCAUCCACCCAGGCUACUACAAGAACUCCCGAACUAUGUUCCCUUACGAGAGGAGAAGUGUCUCCUCUGCCUUCAUCUCCAGGGAGGAGGGAGACUUCUAUUAUGCUGGGGCAGUUUUCGGAGGUCUGGUGAAGCAUAUGUAUGAGCUGACCCGGGCUUGCCACUCAACCAUCUUAGCAGACAAGGCCAACGGCGUCAUGGCAGCCUGGCAAGAGGAAAGCCACCUGAACCGCCAUUUGCUGUCCCACAAGCCUUCCAAGCUCCUCUCUCCAGAGUAUGUCUGGGAUGAGACGAAACGCCCACCCCCUGAAAUGCAGGUCGUCCGCUUCUCCACUGUGUACAAGAACCAUAGGCUGGUAAGGGACUGAUCCAGGUAAGAGGAGGAGAGUCCAUCAGUCUGGGUCUGCAGACUCCUUGCAGAUUGGGCAGUGCCUGGCGGGAUCAAAUAAGGACCACCAUGGUGACUAAAGAGCAGGUUAGAUGUGAGCCAGGUAGCCAGGGUUCAAAUCUUACUUGUUCCAAAGAGUAGCUGCCGGAUGAAUCCAAAAACUGCUUUCCUGCUCUUAUGAGGAGUUCUGAAGCAAUCUUCCAAUGCACAAGGCACAUGUUUUUUUCAUUAGAGAACAUUGGGAUAAAUGGACAUAAUGUGAAAGCUGAUGAAGCUGAAGUGAGAUGGAAGCCCUGCCUCCCCCUUCCUGCAACUCCCCAGCUGCAAAAACGAAAUGGUAUAUUAAAAAUGCCUGGCUCUGAAUUUCAGCAGCAAUCUAUAAAGUACAUUGUUAUAAAGGAAAUAAAAGAGAGUGUUUCACCCAUAUUCUUAAUCCAGUCUAUCUUGGUGGUGGAAAAUUGGGUCCGUGGAGGCUCCCAGGAUGUGGUUCCAUCAUGUCAUUCUACAUCAUCUCAGGAAUUCCUCCCUCUCAGGGGCAGUCUGGCCAUCCCACCUCUCCUCUCUGUGGUACGGAGGCUAGCCAUCCUCCACCAACAAUAGAUUGGUAGCCAAUCGCUCUCUCUUCAGCGGCCUAUCUCCCAACACAAACCUGCUGGAGACUGAACACCCUCGGUGUGGCAGUUUGGGAGUGGGCUUUCUCUCAGUCCAGCCACCAUCACAGGCCCAUCUGGUGGGGUCCCAAGAGACAGGACCUUCUCAGUGGUUGCUUCUGCCCUCUGGAACCACCUUCCACAGGCGACUGGACUGGCCCCACACUGCUCUCCUGUUGCCAGCAGGCAAAAAGCCUUUUAUUUAAACAAGGUUAUCAUGACAAAA